CUGCCUGAAACAUCCUUCACUCGCUCCAUCAGUAACCCAGAGGCCGUCAUGCGAAGGCGUCGCGCUCAGAAGCUCGAGAAGAAAUUACAGCAAUUCAGGAGUAAAGAUGGCGGCCCUGACACAGGCGGCACCUUAAAGGCGAUGGUGACUCCUGAAGAGGCGCGUGAUGGCUACCAGGGACCAGUGUACCCCCAGAAGGAGUACAUCCUUGACGACGACGAGUGCCCUCUUGCCAUCCUCAUGAACCACUCCAACGCCACCGGAUCCAUAAUGUUCCACGUGCGACGACGUCCCGCGGACCACGGGCCCCGCAAGCGCAAGAAAAAGCCCCUGAAGGGCGCCGGGGGCCCGGUCCCUGACGGCGUGGGGGGUGCCGACGGGGGGCCACAUAACCCUCUCCCUGUGCUCGUCGAACUCGGGCCAGAGGGCAACGAGUUGGAGGGCUCAGGCGCCCACCACGUGCUGCAGCUGAACGUGACGGAGGUGGGCAGUGAGCGCAGUGGGCACUCGAGUGGGCAGACGCUGCAGCUGUUCGGGCCUGACAUCCACCCACGACACUGUGUGCUGGCCCACACUGAGGGUGUGGUUACGGUCACGCCCUGCAACCGUGAUGCUGAGAUAGCCGUCAACGGACAGCGCAUCUUCGAGACAACCAUACUCAAGCACGGUUGUGUGGUGAGGUUCGGGCGGCAGCACAGCUACAGGUUCCUGGACCCACAACAAGACCCGCGGGUCGCGGCCCACAUGCCCGUUAACCUUCAUCAUCAACCAACACCACCUCACCACCUCCCGCACCACCAUCAUCACAUCCAGCAGCAGAUGCAUCUACCACUGCAUUAUCCUGACAGAGGGGCUCCAUACGACCGCUACCCUGUUACCCGGGACCCCAUCUUGCCGGCGGUGCUGGAGUUCAGAGAGGACACCGAGGAAAGCUUCUUCCACUCCAUCACCACCGCCCUCGACCCCACACACGUCCAGUUCAAGCUGGCACCCACCUACACCAUCUACAUGGCUGCUAGGUUCAGAGCGUCAACGCAUUACCGCAGUGAAUUGUCGCCCAUGGAGCGUGCGCAGCGACUGACUGCCAUGCUGAGCAGAGUGGCAGCACUGCUGCACAGCACCGUACAGAGUCGGCCCGGUCAGCCGGUAUGGCUGGCGUUCUGGCUGGCGAACACGUCAGAGCUGCUGCACUUCCUCAAGCAGGACCGACACAUCGCUGGCUACUCCCUGGACGCCCAGGACAGACUGGCCGACGUCGUCCAGCUCGCCUUCAGGUCGCUGGUGGGGAGCAUGCAGACGGAGAUGGAGGCGGCGCUGCCGCUGCUGCUGGAGGACCGCGACGACUCGGACGAGGAGGAGGGCUGCACUGCACAUGUUCUGUCAAUCCUGACGAACACGAUGGCUCUGCUGCGUCGGUGUCGCGUGAACGCGGCGCUCACCAUCCAGCUCUUCUCGCAGCUCUUCCACUUCCUCAACAUGUGGGGCUUCAACCGCAUCAUAGCCUCCUCCUACCCCAACUACUGCACCAGACUCUGGGGGUCCCGUGUGAGGGUGCGGUUGUCCCGUAUCGAGGUGUGGGCAGAGAAGCAGGGACUGGAGCUUGCAGCUGACUGCCACCUCGCCAGGCUGUCCCAGGCCGCCAUCCUGCUCACCGCCCCCAAGAGUUCGCCUGAAGACAUAACGAGCAUCUCGUCGAGCUGCUUUAAACUCAACUCGCUGCAGUUACGAGCGCUGCUCGACAAAUACGAGCCUGAGCCUGGCGAGCCGCCGGUGCCCCUGGGACUCAAAGAAAGCGUCGUCGCCGUGGCUGAGAGCACGGCGGACGGUCUGGCGCGGGAGGACGGGCGCGAGGUUCGUCUGGAGGAGGACUACGACCUGCAGCUGCCCUUCCUGCUGCCCGAGGACGGGUAUUCCUGCGACAUCGUCAGGGGCGUGCCGUCAGGGCUGGCAGAGUUCUUGGGUCCUCUGCAGCACGCAGGGCUGUGUCGUAUGAACCCUCAGCCAACCUCCUCCGGCUACUGGACCAUCUACAUGACAGACCACGACUCCAGGAUGUCUAUGCACCCUGGCCAGGCGCGCAGCCCCAGCGUGAUGUCCGGCAGGUCGCUGACACUGCCACGUGGGGAGCCUGAGGUGCAGACCCUACAUCUUACCAAGACCAGCCCCGGCAUGGGGCUAAGCAUCGUCGCCACAAGGGGCCUAAACCAAGAUCAACUGGGCAUCUACAUCAAAAGCGUCGUGCCCAACGGCUCAGCUGAUCAGGAUGGAAGGCUACAGGCUGGAGACCAGUUGCUGAGCGUCGACGGCAGGUCUCUGGUAGGGAUCUCUCAGGAGAGAGCAGCCGAGUAUAUGAAGAGGACAGGUCCUACUGUGGUGCUCGAGGUCGCCAGGCAGGGGGCGUUUUAUCACGGGCUCGCCACCGUUCUUGAACAGCCGUCGCCACAGGGGGUGCGACCUCCUGUCCAGGGACCUCGUCGUAGUUCAUUCUCUCGCUACGAAGAGACGCGCACGUCCUACCCAUUGACGCUGCUGUCCCCUGCCACCUGCGCCUCCUCCAGGAGCCUCUUCGUGCCUCCAGAGCGGCAUGGCGAACUAGCGCCUGGCAAGCGUCACUACGACGUCCGCGACUACGGCCCUCCUCCUCCAAGGCCUCCAAGAGUCGUGCCCUCGGAAGAGACGCGUAUGUCUGGCACGUUGUCACCCUCUUCGUACCUCACCAUCCCAACCCCGCAACCCUUGCCCAGAACUUUGCCUCCUCCGCAGUCCGCUCAGCUACAACCGUCAAACGUCAGGGUCGCCGCCCUCAAAACUGCCAACAGCAAGUCCAGCCCCAACCUGGCCACCAUCUGCGAGGCCCCCACACCUUGCCAUAGUUCUUCUCUCUCUAUUGAAUCUUCCUGCGCUGGUGGACCUCUCCGGCACGCCAGCGAGCGGGACCUUCCUUCCAGAGGGCAGCAGCCUCAUGACCAGCCUCCUCACAUCAGAGGCAGCCUUCUCCCGCCUCAUCAUCAAGCCCGCAUGCAGCCCGCCAAGUCUGUGCCCGCCUUAAACAGCGAGCUGUCACUGAGUGGGGAACUUUCCAAGUCCACCUCACAAGACCCAGUCCAUCUGCAGCACCUGCCUCCCAGCCAGGAGAGUUUCAGACCAGGAUACUCUCGAGCUUCCUCCUCCAACUCACUUACGACGCAGCACCUCAGCAUUGCACCUCAGCACCUGCAGCAGCCGCAGCAACAUCAGGGCAACAACAUCAACCCCCAGCACGGUCAAGCCAUGCCUGCCCACCAAGCUCUUCGUGCGAGAUCGUCUCAGAAUCUUAAUGAGAGCGACGACCGUCACUAUCAGAACGUUGCAUUCCACGCCCCUCACCCACAUCGCUCCCCUCAUGGAGGACCCCCUCCUUCAGCCAUUCAUAUGAGGGAGAACCCUGGCUCGUACCCUCGGCCUGCCUCAGCCCUGCUGCAGAGGGAGGAUUUGAGACCUGACCUGUACCGCCCCGCCUCCCAACGAGACGUUCGUCUUCAGGAACCCAGGCUGGUGCACCUUCCUGAGGAAGGAGCUCUCAACCAAGGGCCUCCUCAUCAGCAGCACUACCCGCACUCCACGCACAGCCCGCCCGAAGGUUAUCUUGCUUCCUCCAAACACAUGCCUCCCCCCACUGCCCCGAAGCCUAAACCCCUCGAUAGAACAAAUCAGAUGGUGCCUCCCCAUCAAGCCUCUUACCGCCCACCCCAGCUGGAAGAGGGCAGCGGGUAUCGAGACAGCCCUCCUCCUCCCCCGCCCCCCACAUCCACACACCCCCUUCUGCAGGGCACCGCCAGCACCGAUAGUACCACACGGCAGCCGUUCUUCAGUAAAACUUCCGCGUGGGAGAGGGAAGAGAAGGAACGAUACGAAAAUCGGCGUCGAGAAGCCGCCAGGCAAUGGCGGGAUGAGCAGAUCGAACAGCUCGAACGCCAAGAAAACAAGACGGCGCAGGAGAUCGAGAGACUCAAGACCCUGCGUCUGGAGCGAGAAUUUGAGCUACGAGCGAAGCAAGCCGACGAAGAAGAGGAUAAUUCAGAGGACGAUGACGAGCGCAUCACAACCAUAAGCGAGACGAAUAGUCUUGCCAAGCCUUCAGAGCGGCGAGAUUCUCAGCCUGAGAGUGACGUUCCCAGAGGUGUUCCUCGAGGAGGCCCAGGCUUUAUGCACUCAGGGAUGAACGGCGGCGUCUCCAACGACGAAGACCGGGCGAAGAGGGCCGACGAAAUCAGACGCAAGCAGCAGGAGCUCGAAGUGGCGAGCGAAGUUGAGCUUAAACUUAUACGUGAGGCGCAGAGGAGGCAGGAAGAAGAGGAGGCCAACGUCCGGCGGUACCAUAACCAAUACAAUAAAACUCAGCAACAGGCGACCCAGCGUCUGGAUUCCCUCGUCGGCGGACCCGUUCACGAGUACAACAACGGUCCCGUCAACGGUCAGCGACCGCCCAGCACCUACGACCAACAACUCAACAACAACAAUUUAAAUCCCUCCCCUCCUGAGCGUCAUUCGUCUUAUAACGUCAUGCAGCAACAGCAGCAACAACAACAGUAUCAGCACUAUCAGUACAACAACGUAAACAACAGCUCAAGGGUCCGUAGCCAGCCCCCCAUGGAGUCUCCUCCUUCAGCUGGAGGAACGGUCAAGAGAGUUCAGUUCUCCGAGAACCAGUCCACCAGUGUCCACAACCUGUCCACCAGUGUCCACAACCUGUCCUCCUCCUCCGGCGUGUCCUUCGAUGCCAACGCAAACCAGGAGGAUUUUUCGCCUACCAAAUACGAUCAUAAUGACUUCAUCAACGAAGCAGAGAACAUGCUGAACUUCAGCCCGAGUCCCAUCAAGCCUGGCAGCGCUCACGCCACCCCAGGUGUCAUCGGCGCUCAGGAGGUUUACAGAGACCCGCGAGUGCGACGGCUGCAGGAGAAGGAAGCAAUGCAGGCGGCGAGCAACCCUCGACCUGCGGUGCCCGAGACGCUUACCUUCAGAGAGAAGAUGAAGAUGUUUGCCGCUGAGACCGGAGACCCAAACACGCCCAAGGAUAAGACCAAGAUCAGCAAGGCGCAGAGAGAGAUCAAAUGAUAGCCCAGAGUAUGUGGUACUGUAUUUCCAUUCAGAGAUAGUCCCGAGGCUGAUGACUCGUCAGAGAAAUGAAAUUUUGGUGGAUUUCCGAAAAAGUCAACCCUAUACAUCAUUCAAGUACAUACAGCAAAAGAUGAAUUUUGGAAAUGCGAUUGAAAUUUAAGAAUGUCCUGUCGUUUUUUCUGCAGUCAUUUUUUUCUGUAGAUAAGAUGCCUUUACUGAAAAUAUGCUUUCCUAAAGAAAGCAUUUUAGAAAGCGUACUUUACUGAAAAUCUGCUUUCCUAAAGAAAGCAUUUCAUAAGUUAUUGAAAAGUGAUAUAAGGAUGCCAGAACUCUCAGGUCUGCCGAAUGUGUGCUAUAAACUAAUAUUUUUAGUGCAUGAGGUGCCUUGAUGUGUGAUGCUCACAGUUGGAGAUGAAAGACUUGAACAUCGGCCUCUCAAAGACUCAGGCGGCAGUAUUGGAAGUUGCAGUCUUAGGACCUCAAACAACAAUGAAGCGAUGCGUGAUUUUGUGACAGUAAAAUAACAAACGCAUUUAGUGUAAUUUUGACGUGCCUUGUUGUGCUGGUAAAAUGGCAUAGCAUUGGAAGCCCUUGUUUUCUAGAUGUUUUUCAAAGAAAGUGCGCUUAUUGUCAUACAAUUUUGAACAAAGUGAUGAUUCAUUGCGUGGAUGCGUUUUGUUCAGCCUUGAGUGGCGACUGCGGCACUGCUGAUCGUAAUUUACGACAAAAUUUGUUAAUUGACGUCACAAAACAAUUUAAUGAUUUAUCCUUGUAAUUAUAUCUUUGAUUAAAUUUCGCUGUGUAUUAGUUAUAAUUUUGAUAAUUUGUGAUCGAGUGAGCCUUGAUAUCGAUGGCAGUCAUGACGGCAAGGUACACUCGUAUGACCUCCACCUUGCCAUCUUGUUCUAAUAAAAUAUUUCAGCUAAGUGUGUACAUUGUACCAUUAUCAAUAUUAGUUUUGAUUAAGUUCAGCGUCUUUGUUAAUAAUAUAAGUUAUAAGUAAAGAUGAGCAUUCCGAGUUGUCUAUUAGUCAACUGCCGAUUUACGUUGGCGCUUUCUUUCGCUUUACAUUAGCACACAAUAAGCCUUUGCAGCAAGACACAUACGCUCUCUUUUUGUCCUUAUUUCAGUUUAUUUCUUCAUGAUACUCUGCUUUUUGCUGUGACAUGCUGGCAUCUCCUCAUUGUAGGCAAUGGGAUUGAUUACUUAGAGCUUAUAAAAUUUGUUUUAAAAAAUCAAAUAGGUUAAAAUAUCAAAUCCUGCCGAUUAUAUUCUUCAAUAUUCAUGAUAAUUUAUUAGGGUGUAAUUGUGCCAAGAUGCAGCUGUGUAUAUUCCUCUGUAAAGUGGCGGCAUGCUGAAUAUUUUCAUCUAUAAUAUUGUCUCCAUGUUGUGCACUAUACAUACAGCGAUUUAAAGAAUAAAUAUUAGUACUAAUAGAUUGGGCGACAGGUAGAUUGUCGUGCUCAAAUACACUAUUAUCGUUUGAGUGAUAGAGCAUCCACUCAGAAAAGUUGUCUAGGCAGCGACCAACACGUGAUGUUACCUAGACUUGAAAACAGAUAACGCAAAUGAGUAUUUUGUGAUUGGAAAAAUUUGUAGCUUCCUCCGAAAAACUGUUGCUUUCUUUGCGGUUACAAUUUAUGUUUUGAACCCUGUUGCUUAAUUGCGUUUUCUGAUUUCGUAAGCGUUGUUGCUCUCAAUAUAUAAUGACAACAUGUAUGUUCAUGUACAGCACGUUAUUAAAAGAUUUCUAUAUUGAUGACGUCUUCAUCAUAGCACUGGAUAAUAAAUUGUAAAUCG
Messenger RNA from Hyalella azteca, 6900 nucleotides. RefSeq names its product afadin (gene cno). Lineage: Eukaryota; Metazoa; Arthropoda; Malacostraca; Amphipoda; Hyalellidae. Gene Ontology annotation, cellular component: adherens junction. Gene Ontology annotation, molecular function: cell adhesion molecule binding. The record is from RefSeq and is a predicted model, not a curated record. Gene Ontology annotation, biological process: signal transduction; regulation of protein localization.